Messenger RNA from Sebastes umbrosus (honeycomb rockfish), 2752 nucleotides. It is a transcript of the gene mul3, whose product is annotated as mitochondrial ubiquitin ligase activator of nfkb 1-A. NCBI's taxonomy places the organism in Eukaryota, Metazoa, Chordata, Actinopteri, Perciformes, Sebastidae. Bases 125 to 943 code for a protein of 272 amino acids. Gene Ontology annotation, biological process: protein ubiquitination; organelle organization. Gene Ontology annotation, molecular function: ubiquitin-protein transferase activity. The record is from RefSeq and is a predicted model, not a curated record. The transcript has 5 exons.
UGACGCAACAUGAGCAAACAAGGAAAUGAAACAACAGCUUUUGUUUUCGAUUUCUGUGCCCAACCUGCAGGUGUGUGUGAAGCAGAGAUUUAACUGCUAGUUUAACAGAUACAGAUAUACAGGUAUGAGUGACUUCCCUGUAAACUCGCUGGUGCUGAUUGGUGUCGGCUCCAGCUUUGCCUUCUCUAGUCUUUUCUACCAUUUAUACCAAGAAAAGAAAAAAGAGUUGAAAAAGCUGAAGGAAAUACCCCUUUUCAAGCCAGACCAACAUUUGGUCAGAGUACUGAGAGCGUCUCCUCACAAGCGACUUCAAUAUGUUGCUGUUGAAGGUAUGGUGCAGGCAGAUGGGGAGCCUCUGGCCAGCCAGUUUGUCCCACGAUGCUUUGGUGUGAUCCAGAAGAUAGCAGUGGAGGAGCACUGGAAGUACUGGAACUCCCUCACCAAGACAUGGAAUUCUCGGACAACGAACAGAAAAGAAACCAACAACUCAGUGCCUUUCAGUCUGGUCAGCCCUGGAGCCUACAUCACCAACUUGUACGUGAAGAUUCAGAGCCCUCUGGAGGCCUCUGGGUUCUACCUGGACAGGGUUUAUUUCAAAGUGAGACGUGCCGAGGAGGGCUUGGUGAACGUGGUGAUGCAGGGCCUCAGCGGGGAGAAACCGGUGGCGAUGGAAGAGAGCGAGGAGCUGCUGCGGUUGGGGACCACCCUGACUGGUUUUGGUGAGGUGGUGCUGGAGGGGGGUCAGGUGAUGAGGCUGCAGGCCCCGCAGGACGGCCGCAAGUUCAUCCUGGUGCCCACUGACUACAGGAGCUUCAUGGACCGGCACGAGAGAUCAGCAAGCAUGUGGAAGACGCUGACCGCUGUUACCGGCAUCACGGGGGCUUCUCUUCUAGCCGGAGUUAUUUACGGCUUGGUGGGAAAAAGGGAAGACAGGUCGAAGUAGGCUUGUAGACGUUGAUACUGCAGGUUAAAAAAGCUGUAUGACAGGUUUAUGGGUGUCCCAAUACUGCUUCAGGUGUUUUAUCUUCCAUAGCACCAUCCUGAUGUCAUGUCAGUAGGUGCAUCAAAGCCUUAACUACGGUGGCCGUGAGGGGCAAAACACAACAAUUUUGGACAAAACUAACUGUGCUUUCCAAUACCCACACAACCAUACUAUUUGGUAGGGCAGAAAAAGAUUAAGUAUGUCCCAAUACAUAGUAUGUCAAGUGCUGUGUGCCAAAAAAAAACAGGAUGUUGCACCACAUCUGGUCGCAUUUUGCAGUAUGCAACCCAGCAUGCUUUUCUGGCUAUUCUGACCCACAAUCCUCAAAGUGUUCAAAGCGCAAUGUUAUGAGGAAGUAGUAUGUCCCAGUUGUAUUCAUACCAAAGAACGUAUAUGACCAAGAAGUGAAAGUCAAUUGUUCAUUUCCAGCAGCAGAGCUACGCUUCCGCCGUUUUUGGACUAUCGGACGCCAGUAAAACAUCUGCCUAAAAAGUGCCGUACAAACAUAAAACUAAAUUAUUUCUAUCCUAUUGUCAUAUUCUACCGAAAUGGCCUGUGUUGAACAAUACAAUAUUAAAAAUAUAAUAAGUGUUUUCAGUCCAAAAUGUCAGGAGUUGUCAAAAAAAAAAUAAUGACCAGAGUUUUGCUUCUGUACUCUUUGUGCAUACUGCAUGCAACAUUGCAUACUUUUUUUAAGGGCAGCUGCAGUAUGUACUAAAAUUAAAAAGAAAAAGUAUGCGAUUUGGAACAUAGCCGUAUUAGAAACAUACAUUACUAAAAUUACAUUUUAGAAAACAUUUACAAAUUAGAAAACACAUCAAAACUGGAAACAAAUUAACAGCAACAACAAUUUUUGUUCGCAAUUAGACAGAGCCCAAGUUAAUUCUGUAUUUUCUAAGUUUCUUAAGUGUUAUUAUGUUGAAUUUUUUUGUUUUUUUAUUUUUAUUUGUGUUUUAUCUAAUGUUGUUCUGUUUUGCCCCUCGUAGCCACCGUACUUAAUGGACCACUGAAAAGAUUUGUAACCGUGUUAGUAUCUUGUAGAAGCUCUCUACUAUAUAAACCCAAAUCCUACACUUGAUGAUGCGAGCACAGGCGGAGUACGGCAGUUUAGUCUGAUGAAAACAAUAAUUAGAGGGUCUGUAGGCCUAAAAGAGUCCACUUUAUAGGAGGGUGAAUGGGGCCUUGCCACGAGAUGAAUCUUGUAGGGCUAAUGGCAUGUCAAGCUAUGAAAAGUACAAAUUAGCUUGAAACCCAAUGUGGCCUCUAAGCUGUCGCUAAUUUCUUCUGCAGUCACUGGACCAUAAUUAUCAAAAGAAGUAUUAUGUGAUAAGUGAUUAAAAAGAAAGCCUGAGCACACAGGAUAUUCAACUUUAUUAGAUUUAUUAACUUUAGAAAGGUUCCUUUGUCAAGGGAACAUUUUAUUUUUGUAAUGAAAUUGUAUUUUUUCUUUUUACAUAAUUUAAGAGAAAAUCAGUUUAAGGGGUUAUGUGGUGUCAUUUCUUUUCACAAUCUUUUACUUUACAUUUUGAUUGCAACAUUUUAACUGUGAACCUGAUCAAAGAAAUUACAAAUAUUUCAUCACUGUCAGUCCAAGAUUCCGUUCAUCUUAAUGUCCAGACAGGGUGGAAUUAAAAUCCAACUUUAAGGUGAUUUGGGCUGAAUCUAUUUAGCAGAUAUCAUCUUCUACCUCUUAGAUCAUCAUGUUUUUACUGUAUUGUUUUAUGACAGUCACUGUGGACAAUAAAGGACGCUAAAUACUGUUGUACACAA